UAUCUAUGGGUCUACCAUUGACAAGACUGAUGUGAAACACGUUUUAUUCAGAGAGAAGUCAACCUACAACAUUUUCACUACUUUUAUCUCUCAUAUUUUUUCACAGCGAAUAUUCUGCUAUACGGAAUAACUCCAGUAAGAGGCGCUAGUUAGCAACCAGGUUCUCUCCGACAACCACAGCCUGUUUUUUUAAAAAAAUUAUUAUUAGCUUUACUUGGGAGUUAGCUAGCUAGUUUCAACGCUUCGCGACUGUCUUUGAACGCAGACAUGCCGGAAUACAUGGAUGACCCUUCGCAGCUCACCAAGGAUCAGCUUAAAAGUGAGUUGGUGGCUCACAACGUGGAGCUCCCGAGCGGCAACCACAACAAAGACGUCUACGUCCAGCUUUAUCGGAAAAAUUUGACCGCGCAGAACAAAAAGCAUGACUACGCCAUGAAUUUGGACGCCUUCUCAAGUGACGAGGAGCUACCCCCACCAGUGAUCUCCAGCAGAAGUCGCUCCUCCGGCAAAAAAGCGCCCAAGAAAACUGAUAAGAGUCUGCCAGACAAGCUAGAUGUGACUUCUCUGACUGAUGAAUACCUGAGGGAAGAGCUUCUCAAACAUGGAGUAGAUGCUGGUCCAAUUGUGGCUUCAACCCGUAAACUUUACGAGAAGAAACUGCAGAAGCUACUUGAUGGCGGCCCUGCUCAGGCGACAAUCACAAAGAUAGUCGUCACGGAGAUAGAAGUAAACCACAACGGCAACUCUGAAUCUGACCUCUACAGCGACAAGGAGGAUGAUGUGACACCCCAACCGGAGCCUGAGAAAGUGGCGGAACCUGAACCAGUUCCAGUAGUGGAGAGGCCCGUUAGGAGCAGAGGGAAGACUCCAGUCACUACCCGAACUCGCAGCAGUGAACAUAAGAUUCGCCAUCAUAAUCAACUGGAAACGGAGACUCUUCUCAACACGGCUCUGCUUGAGGUGGAGAAGAUAACAGCCAGAGACCAAACUCCCAAGCUGGAUAAGCAAGAAGUUCUUAAAGAGCUGUUCACCAAUGACGUCAGUAGUCCAACAGGAAUCACGGCCACGUGUCGGCGACCAAUCCGGGGAGCUGCCGGGCGCCCGGUGACCUCCAGCGACCUCUGGAAUGAUGAAAACUCCUACUUUUCUCCCAAAGCUACUAAAAGCAUCAGCAACUCCUUCUCUUCUUACACAGAGAGCCAGAUUAUCAACAGAGUGAAAAGUUUGCCAAAUUCAACCUCGUCUAAAUCCUUAUCCGGCACGUCUACACUUAUAUCUGCAGCUCCCCCUACUGGUACAACCAAAGUAGUGUGCUCGAGCAUGUCUGUUUGGUUGAAAGUGCUUCUUUUGGGGAUGGGAGCUGCUUUGGUCUUCUUUAUUUACCAAGCCAUGGAAGAUAAUACCGAUAGCCAAUUCUUGACAGCCGACUCGAAAGUGGCCGGUGGCAGCGAAGCAUAGAGUCAAAGGUGAAUAUAAUAACUAUAUCUGUGAAUCGCCAUAAUAGUCUUUUUUUUUUUUUCAUAAGAUGUCUGAAAUGAUUGUUUCUACGUACAUAAAAUCCCAAAUACUGUAGCUGAUAAAUAUGGAAGCGUACUGCUGAUACAUAAAUUCCAGUAUUAGGUUUUUACAUGAUACUAUCAUGUAAAAAUGUGAUUCUGGAUUUUUUUUGGGUGGCAGCAAUAAGCUUCCAUAGAUGAAACUCACAAAUGUUUUUUUUGUUGUUUUUUUUUGUUUUUUUUUAAACAUGCAUGGUGUGAUUGAAUUUUAUCAAUGUUGAAAGAUGAUGACUCAUUAGUCAUUAAUAACCUUAAAGAUGGGUGUGUUUUUUUUUGUACUUGAGCCAGCUUUGUAGGUUUAAUAUCCAAAUCGUGUAAGCUUAAUAUUUUUCUUAAAUGUUCUCUUUGUAUUGAAAUACAUUAUUGAAUUAACUCAAUAAAGUACAAAUAUGUGA
Corythoichthys intestinalis (scribbled pipefish) is the source of this 1951-nucleotide messenger RNA. It is a transcript of the gene tmpoa, whose product is annotated as thymopoietin a. Bases 268 to 1458 code for a protein of 396 amino acids. NCBI's taxonomy places the organism in Eukaryota, Metazoa, Chordata, Actinopteri, Syngnathiformes, Syngnathidae. The record is from RefSeq and is a predicted model, not a curated record. Gene Ontology annotation, molecular function: DNA binding. The transcript is spliced from 7 exons.